Molecule: messenger RNA, 2290 nt
Organism: Oryzias melastigma (Indian medaka)
Lineage: Eukaryota; Metazoa; Chordata; Actinopteri; Beloniformes; Adrianichthyidae
Gene: unc93a
Product: unc-93 homolog A
Exons: 10
Coding region: 152-1672 (506 amino acids)
Source: RefSeq, a predicted model, not a curated record
CCAUUCGUCCAAACAGAACAUGAUUUCCUGAAGUCCCGCCCAGCCCAAAGGAGAACAUCUGGAAGCACCAACACUCUCCUGGACUAAACCAUCUGCUGGAGAAGGGGGGAGUCAGAGGUUACCUUUUCCCGUAGAUCUUUGGAGAGCUCCGAUGACUCAGGAUCCAGACAUGUCAGUGCAGCCCUGGAUGAAGGAUGAAGGUUCUGUAGAGAGUCCAGAAACUCCCAGACCUUUAGUGGACACAGUGGUUACAGGUAAACGGGUCACAGGAACCAUGAUCAGCCGCAACUUCAAGAAUGUCCUGGUGGUGUCCAUCGGGUUCCUGUCGCUCUUCACGGCUUACGGGGGUCUGCAGAGUCUGCAGAGCAGCCUGAAUGCAGAGGAGGGAAUGGGCGUGGCUUCGCUGAGCGUCAUCUACGCCUCCAUCAUCAUCUCCUCCAUGUUCCUGCCCCCCAUCAUGAUCAAGAACCUGGGCUGCAAGUGGACCAUCGUGGUCGGCAUGGCGUGCUACGUGUCCUACUCUGUCGGAAACCUCUAUCCUGGAUGGUACACCCUCAUCCCCACCUCGUUCAUCCUGGGUUUGGGUGGCUCCCCUCUGUGGUCGGCAAAAUGCACCUACCUGACCAUCUCUGGAAACAUCCAGGCGGCGAGGGACGGCAAGAAGGGCUCUGACGUCAUCAACCACUACUUCGGGAUCUUCUUCUUCAUCUUCCAGUCGUCCGCCGUGUGGGGAAACCUCAUGUCAUCCCUCAUCUUCGGACAGGACACGGCCAUCGCCGACAUCCCAGAAGAGGCGUUAGCAUCCUGCGGCGCGGCGGACUGCGGCCUGGACAUCUCCGUGAACAGCACCACCACCCGGCCAGCUCAGAGGCUGGUGUGGACGCUGGUGGGGUGUUACAUCGGUGUGGGGGUGCUGGCCAUGAUCAUCAUCGCCGUCUUUCUGGACAACAUCGACCAGGAGCAGACCAGCCAGUUCCGGGAGAACCGGGAGCCGUUCUGGCACACGUUCUUGGCCACAUUCCGGCUGCUGAAGGACUGGCGGCUGCUGACGCUCAUCCCGCUGACCAUGUACAGCGGCUUCGAGCAGAGCUUCCUGUCGGGGGAGUACACCAAGAACUACGUGACCUGCGCUUUGGGAAUCCACUUCGUGGGCUUUGUGAUGAUGUGCUUUGGAGCUUCCAACUCGCUGUUCUCCUUCCUGUUUGGGAGGAUAUCGCGGUACACCGGCAGGGCGCCGCUCUUCCUACUGGCCGCCUUGGCGAACUUGUCCUGCAUCAUCGCCCUGUUGUUGUGGAGGCCGGACCCGGACCAGCUGCCCGUCUUCUUCGUGUUUCCUGCCCUGUGGGGGAUGGCAGACGCCAUCUGGCAAACCCAGACCAACUCUCUGUACGGCGUCCUCUUCCCAAGGGAGAAGGAGGCGGCCUUCGCCAACUACCGCAUGUGGGAGUCGCUGGGCUUCGUCAUCGCCUUCGCCUACAGCACCUUUCUGUGCCUGGAAUAUAAGCUCUACAUCCUGCUGGCUGUUCUGGUUCUGACCGUCAUCACGUACCCAGUGGUGGAGUACUACGAGCACAAGAACCCCACAGAACCCGUCGAGGAGGGGGCCUACGACAACCACAAAGAAGCCCUGGAGGAAAAGUCAGACGGGAUCAUCGCUCAGACGAAGAUCUAGAGUCUGAGUAGGAGCUGCUGGAGUAGAACUUUGGGUUCUUCAGUUUUUACUCUUUCUGCUUUCUUCCCAGUGAACAUUUCAAUGUGGGCCCCAUUUAGUUUACCUUUGGGCUGAAUUGGUGGCCCUCAGGUGGGUUUGUCCACACUAGCUUAGAUGGGGACUCAGUGGUCUGGGUCCCUACGCUAACCAGCUGCCCGGUUGGACGAGUUAGCAAGCUCUGCUGUCCAGUGAUCCAGACUACUGAGUCCCCACUCAACCCAGCAUGGGCAAACACAGGUGGGGCCACCACGGAACCCGUGGACAAACCCACCUGGGGCCCACAUCGAAAUGUUUGCUGGGAAAAACCAACUUCAGAAACUUUGGUUUUCAUCUGAGGGUUCAAAGAAUCUUGAGACCGAGAACCAGACCUGCAGACGCGUGACAGACUGUUCAAGGACGAAGGAGGCGGAGCUUCUGAUGGACUCGAGCUCUUUACUUUUUAAUCCGAGCUCCACCCUUAUAUAACUACACACUAUGAAGCACGACUUAAUCAUUUCUAAAGCAUCACUUUGUCCGUGUUGUUAUAAACACUUUAUUCUUGUUUUGUUACUGUGCUAAUAAAUAUUAUAUAAAUACGUA